AUGGAUGGGGGAAAUCAGACAGUGGUUACAGAAUUCAUUCUCCUGGGAUUUUGUCUUGGCCCAAGGAUUCAGAUACUUCUCUUUGGGCUCUUCUGCCUGUCUUACACCUUCACCCUGCUGGAAAACAGGGCCAUCCUGGGGCUCAUCUCACUGGACUCCAGAAUGCUGUACUUCUUCCUCUCACACCUGGCCAUCGUUGACAUAGCGUAUGCCUGCAACACGGUGCCCCAGAUGCUUGGAGACCUCCUGAGUCCAGCCAAGCCCAUCUCCUUUGCUGGCUGCAUGAAACAGACCUUUCUCUUUUUGACUUUUACUUAUGCCGAGUGUCUUCUCCUGGCGGUAUUGUCCUAUGAGCAGUAUGUGGCCCUCUGCCACCCCCUCCAAUAUUCUGUCAUUGUAAGCUGGAGCAUCUGCAUCACCCUGGUGGUGAUUUCCUGGGCGGGUGGCUCCCUCCUGGCCCUGGUCCAUGUGGGCCUCGUCCUGAGACUGCUCUUCUGUGGGCUUCAUGAAAUCAACCACUUCUUCUGAGAAAUCCUGUCUGUCCUCAAACUGGCAUGUGCUGAUACCUGGCUCAAGCAAGUUGUCAUCUUUGCUGCUUCUGUGUUUGUCUUAGUUGGGCCCCUCUGCUUGGUGCUGGUCUCCUCCACACGCAUCCUGGUUGCCAUCCUGAGGAUGCAGUCGGGUGAGGGCCGCAGAAAGGCCUUCUCCACCUGCUGCUCCCACCUCUGCGUGAUUGGGCUCUUCUUUGGCAGUGCCAUCGUCAUGCACACGGCCCCCAAAUCCAGCCACCCGGCAGAAGAUCCUUUUCCUGUUUUACAGUUUUUUCAACCUAUGCUGAACCCACUGAUCUAUAGCCUGAGGAACACAGAGGUCAAGGGUGCCCUGCGGAGAGCACUGUUCAAGGAAAGUCAUUUCCAGUUGGAGUGA
Delphinapterus leucas (beluga whale) is the source of this 927-nucleotide messenger RNA. It is a transcript of the gene OR2A1, whose product is annotated as olfactory receptor family 2 subfamily A member 1. Gene Ontology annotation, molecular function: G protein-coupled receptor activity; olfactory receptor activity. The record is from RefSeq and is a predicted model, not a curated record. Gene Ontology annotation, cellular component: membrane. Gene Ontology annotation, biological process: G protein-coupled receptor signaling pathway. NCBI's taxonomy places the organism in Eukaryota, Metazoa, Chordata, Mammalia, Artiodactyla, Monodontidae.